AUGCAAAAAAUAUAUAUUUUUGAUUUUUUUCAAUUCCCAACGACCGAGAAUGAAUGGAGAAACAUUGCAGACGACUUCGAAAAGAGAUGCAACUGUCCGAACUGCCUGGGGGCGGUAGAUGGAAAACAUGUCAAUAUAAAACCGCCCACCGAAAGUGGUUCAUAUUUUUAUAACUAUAAAGGAGCAUACAGCCUAGUGCUCUUGGCAGUGGUCAACGCAAAUUACGAGUUCAUUAUGUGUGAUUUCGGGAUCAACAGCCGCAUAUCUGAUGGAGGAGUUAUUGAGUACAACCAGUUUUACCGGAAGCUUAAAGAUAGGAAACUCUCCAUACCACCUCCAACAAGAACAAUGAACAGUAAAGAAGCAUUGCCAUUUGUUUUUAUAGGUGAUGAAGCGUUUGCACUCCGCUGUGAUUUCUUGAAACCAUUUAGCCAGAGAGACUGGGAUCAUGAUAAGAAAAUUUUCAAUUAUCGUCUCUCAAGGGCAAGGAUGUAG
This is a messenger RNA of Acanthoscelides obtectus, 495 nucleotides long. NCBI's taxonomy places the organism in Eukaryota, Metazoa, Arthropoda, Insecta, Coleoptera, Chrysomelidae. The record is from the annotation of a GenBank genome assembly.